Aplosporella prunicola CBS 121167 is the source of this 812-nucleotide messenger RNA. RefSeq lists its product as uncharacterized. The record is from RefSeq and is a predicted model, not a curated record. Lineage: Eukaryota; Fungi; Ascomycota; Dothideomycetes; Botryosphaeriales; Aplosporellaceae. The transcript has a single exon. Bases 164 to 718 code for a protein of 184 amino acids.
ACUGCAUCUUCUUUACAUCUCCAGAAACCAAUCCGCCAGGGUGGUGCUUCACUUUCUCACUUCAGUCAUAUCAACCGAACCUGCUUCACUUCACUGUUCUACAACUUCACUCACUUCAGUUUGAACGCCCAGAAGCAUACGUUCUGAAGCAUACGUUCUCACCAUGAACCCUCCUCUCCCCGACCAUCGCAUCCGCGCAAGCCUCCUCGAACCAUCGUUCGAAGCUCCAAACCUCGCCAUGAAGGCCAAAAAGCUUCACCCAGAGAGCGACAUGCUCCUCAUCCUCAAAGACAACAGCAAGCUCAGCGUAUCCUCCGCCAUCAUGGCAAACGCCUCCGAGAUCUUCACCACCAUAUUCGCAACCUACCCACUCGAGCGUGACGACGGCAGCUCCGCCCUACGCAAGAAGAUCAUCCUGCCAGGUGACGAUGCCAAGGCCAUGACGACGCUGUGCGCGGCUCUUCACCACGCGCACAACUCGCUUGGCAGUGAAGUCCCGUCCUUGGAGCAGCUGCGCGAGAUCGCCCUCAUCGUCGACAAGUACCAGUGCGGCGCUGCGGCGCUGCGGCCUGCUUUCGCGCGCUGGCUGCCGCAGGCUCUUGGCAACGUGCGCGGCAAUAGUGACAGGACUUCCUUCGGGCUGUAUGGCGACCUGCUGGCGUUUGCGCGCCUGCUCGAUAACCCCGCGCUCUUCUACGCCUGCGAGUGCGGCGUGUGAGCGCGUGCUGGGCGAGGUGCUUGCGAGAUAUUUUUGCCUGGAGUGCUUGGCGCGGUUUGAUGUCCAGGGCGUGAAGAUCGGGAUUCGGGAUGCG